CGCCGAGGCCGCGCCGGCCCUGGCGGAGAGCUGGUCCCGAGGGUACUUAAGUGAGGCCCGGUGGUGGGCCCGCGGCUUAAAAGGCGAUGCGACUUUCGCGCGACUAGACGCCAACAUGCCGCGCUGGACGGCGCCGCUACUGCUUGCCACCGCGCUGGCGGUGGCCGGGGCCGCCGUCACACCCAAGGCCACCGAUGACGUCUGCCACAGCCGAAAGCUAUCCUGCCGGGACAGCAGGACCCUGGUGGUCUGCGCCGACCUGGGCGCGGGCCUGAUCCCCCUCAACGACCUGCCCUGCCCGGAAGCCUACCCUUUCUGCAAGGACGGCGUCUGCGGGCCAGAGCCCACCACCACCACCACCACCACCACGACCACCACGAGCACGCUGCCGCCGGACCCGUGUGCCGGUGGCGAGCGUUCGUGCCCCGACGAGCACACCCUGAGGGUGUGCGUCGACCUUGGGGCUGGGCUCAUCUUCAACUCCGACACGCCGUGCAGUCCGCAGGCGCCCUUCUGCCUGCAGGGGGCUUGCGUGGCUGCGCCCACCACCGCACAGCCCACCACCACUCGCCGCGCCACGACGCGCCGCGCCGCCACCACGCGCCAGCCCACCACGACCCCCAUCCCCUCGACCCUGCCGCCAUCGUCCUGCGGCGGGCAGACCAUGUCCUGCCUCGACGACGCCACGCUGCUGGAGUGCGCCGACUUCGGCUACGGCCUGGUGCCCGUCAGGCAGGUCAGCUGCGGAGGCAGCACCCCCGCGUGCCGCGCGGGCAGCUGCGUCGCGGCGCCGCCAACCACCCCGACGCCCGCCACCACGCCCACCACCGCCGCGCCGCCCACCACGCCCACCACGCCCACCACGCCCACCACGCCCACCACGCCCACCACGCCCACCACGCCCACCACGCCCACCACGCCCACCACGCCCACCACCGCCGCGCCGCCGGCGGACGUCUGCGGCGGCAAGCUGUCCGUGUGCGGAGACUGCUACACGCGCACCACGUGCGCGCGCAUCGGCCGGGAGAUCGUGCCCGUGUCCAACAGCACCUGCCCGGCGGACAAGCCCUACUGCGUGGCGGGGGCGUGCGAGGCGGACCUGCCCGCCGACUCGAGCUGCGCCGCGCUGCCCGCGCCGGCCUCCUCCUUCAAGUGCUUCGCCGACGGCUACUUCCCGGACCCGUCCGACUGCCGGCGCUUCCACCUGUGCGUGGGCGACAAGGCCUACGACUACGACUGCACGCAGGCAGCGGCGGGACUCAUCUACGACCAGGCGCGCGCGCUGUGCGUGCCGCUCGGCCAGGCGCAGUGCUUCGCCUUCGACUGCCGCGGGCGCGCCAACACCUACCAGACGUACCGGCCGGACCCCACGCUCUACGCGCUGUGCGUGACGGAGGACACGGCCGACGCGCUGCUGGCGCGCUGCCCCGUGGGCCACAGCCUCGUCGUCGACCCUCGCGACAGCCUCAGCGUCAGCUGCCAGCCGUUCUGCGCGCGCGCCGGCCGCACUGCCGACCCCGACGACGCCUCCACCUUCUACGAGUGCUUCGCCACGUCGGCCAAGUCGAGCGGCAGGCUGGUGGGCCCGCUCAAGGGCUCCUGCCCGCAGGGGUCCGUGUUCGACGCCGCGUCCGAGCGCUGCCAGAGCACGGGGCCCGUGAAGCCCGACUCCACCGCGGUCAUCACGGCGGCCACGACCGCCGCGCCGCCGGCCACCAAGCCGAAGAAGCCCUGGUGGUGGUGACCGCAUGCCAGGGCACUAGCAUCAAAUGAAUAAAUCUUGCUGUGAUGAUGACAACCCUCCGCACCCAAAUCCUAUUUAUGAAAACCCGAGGAGUCUUUAAUAAAAUGCCUGAAAUUAAUAUCGAA
Molecule: messenger RNA, 1869 nt
Organism: Thrips palmi
Lineage: Eukaryota; Metazoa; Arthropoda; Insecta; Thysanoptera; Thripidae
Product: mucin-5B-like
Exons: 2
Coding region: 116-1744 (542 amino acids)
Cellular component (GO): extracellular region
Molecular function (GO): chitin binding
Source: RefSeq, a predicted model, not a curated record